This is a messenger RNA of Aspergillus fijiensis CBS 313.89, 1377 nucleotides long. RefSeq names its product FAD-binding domain-containing protein. The coding region runs from base 1 to 1377 and encodes 458 amino acids. The transcript has 5 exons. Lineage: Eukaryota; Fungi; Ascomycota; Eurotiomycetes; Eurotiales; Aspergillaceae. The record is from RefSeq and is a predicted model, not a curated record. Gene Ontology annotation, molecular function: flavin adenine dinucleotide binding; oxidoreductase activity.
AUGGUUGCAAGGCCAUCUCCUGUUCUGGGGGUUCUGCUGUCUAUAGUCAGCAGAGUUCUCGCAGCCCUACUUUCUACUCCUCCGUCUACCCCCGAGCUCCUAUCCACACUUCCUUCUAUUUAUUAUAAAUGCUUUCCUGGCGACAGCUGCUGGCCGACCAAACAAGAAAGAAAUGCAUUCAACGUUAGCUUGAAAAGCAAGCUUAUUGCUACCGUGUCUUUACCCAGCCACAAUAUCCGACUUGUAAUACGCAACACCGGUUACAAUUACUUAGGAAAAUCUUCCAGAGUAGGGACGGUCGUACUCUGGACUUAUCAUAUGAAGAAUAUCGAGUUUUCAGACUAUACCUCCCCGCACUACUGCAGUCGGGCGAUUAAGUUUGGGCCUGGACUGCAGGAUAUUGAAGCAAUAGCGGCGGUGCAUGCUCAGAGCAAUAUACUAGUAGCCGGAAACUCCUUCUGGCUUGGGUUGGCAGCCGAUCAGGUGCUGGCCUGGGAUGUUGUUACCGCUGCCGAUGAGGUUAUAACCGCCACGCCGACGCAGAAUCCAGACCUGUACUGGGCACUGAGCGGCGGUGGUGGCGGCACCUACGGGGUCGUAAUCUCGAUGACCAGCAAGGUCUGUCCCGAGCUCCGCACCGCAACUGCCAACUUGACCUUUUCGAUCGAUCCCCAAUUCUCACCGCGGUUCUGGGAAGUGGUACCGAUCUUUGUGGCGGGAAUUCAACCGCUGACCGACAUUGGCGGCGUGGCCAUCUGGGAACUAACCAACAGGACAUUCGUAGUAUCCCCCGUUACAGUCCCUGGUGGCACACAGGCACUCUUGCAGACCUGGCUACAGCCUACCUUGGACCUCGUGGUUCGGGAAAUGAACCGGUCUAGCAACGUAACCGAGUACCAGAUCGGCGGGCGCUUGAUUCCACGGUCGACGGUAGACAGGAAUCUCAGCAAGCUGUUUCAUGCUCUCCAGACUAUCACCGAACAUGGAGCUGUCGUGUCUGGGGUGUUGUUGAACGUCUCCCGCACCCCCGUCACGGAUAACGCGGUUAAUCCGCCCUGGCGCGACACAGCUAUCUCUAUUGUCAUUGCCAUGCCGUUUGACUACCACAACCGCACUGCGAACCGGAUGAGCCGAGGAUUAAUCACCAGCACCCUCCUCCCCUUGCUUGAGCAGCUGACCCCAGGAAGUGGCGCCUAUCUCAACGAGGCUGACAUCGACCAGCCCAACUGGCAAUCCACAUUUUAUGGAAGCAACUACGCAAAACUAGCCGCUAUCAAGCUCAAGUACGACCCCGAUCAUUUUUUCUACGCUCGCACGGCAGUUGGGAGUGAGUACUGGGUCGAGUCGGUGGAUGAGCCGUUGUGUCAUGCGGUGUGA